AUGGGGGCACCUCUUGGUACAUUUAUGCUCUUGUCGGUUUGGCUUUCUUCUUUCUUUUUCUUGUCUGAGUCGUCCUCUCCUUUCUCAUCUUGUAAAUUAAGAAGACAGUUUCAUCUUAAUGGUAUGCACAAGCCUGGCGAUGUGAUACUGGGUGGGCUGUUUGAAGUCCACUACACAUCUGUCUUCCCCGAGUUGUCGUUCACCUCAGAACCAAAGAAGCUCAGCUGCCAAGGUUUUGACCCUCCAGGGUUCAGGCAUGCCAUGACCAUGGCCUUUGCUAUUGAUGAGAUCAACAAAAACUCCAACCUGCUGCCUAAUGUGACUCUGGGUUACAGCCUGUAUGAUAACUGUGCCACACUUGUAAUUGGGUUCAGUGCAGCGUUGUCACUGGCCAGCGGGCGAGAGGAGGAAUACCUUCUUCAGGAAAAUUGUCUGGGGGUCCCUCCGGUCCUGGGGAUUGUGGGUGACUCCUUCUCAACAUUUUCUAUUGCGACCUCUGAUGUAAUAGGUUUAUUCAAAUUGCCCCUUGUGAGUUAUUACGCCACAUGUUCUUGCCUGACUGAUCGGCAGCGAUUUCCCUCCUUCUUUAGAACAAUUCCAAGUGACGCUUUCCAGGUUAAUUCCAUGAUUCAGAUUCUUAAGCGGUUUGGCUGGACGUGGGCAGGUCUGCUGGUCAGCGAUGAUGAUUAUGGACUCCAUGUGGCUCGAUCCUUUCAGUAUGAGCUGACCAAGGCUGGUGGAGGUUGUCUGGCUUACUCUGAGAUUUUGCCGUGGGGUGAAAACCCAGCUGAACUAGGAAGGAUUGUUGAAGUCAUGAAGAAAUCCACAGCUCGUGUGGUCAUUGUGUUUGCACAUCAGAUCCACAUGAUUCAACUAAUGGAAGAGGUGGUGAGGCAGAAUGUGACAGGCCUGCAGUGGAUGGCCAGUGAAGCCUGGACAGCAGCGGCUGUCCUCCAGACACCACGUCUCAUGCCGUACCUGGGUGGUACACUGGGCAUCGCAAUCCGCAGAGGAGAGAUAUCAGGGCUCAGGGACUUUCUGUUAAGAACACAUCCUGACCUAGAUGACAAUGUUAACAACGGAAAUAGCAUGGUAAGGCAGUUUUGGGAAUUCACAUUUCAGUGUAGAUUUGCUCCACCUCCAGCAGGUUGGGUGGAAGCUGGAGGAGCACUGUGCACUGGGGAGGAAGAUCUAAAGAAUGUGGAAACAGAGUUUUUGGAUGUUUCAAACCUCAGGCCUGAAUAUAAUAUUUACAAGGCUGUGUACGCUCUGGCAUACGCCCUUGAUGACUUGCUGCGCUGCGUUCCGGAGAGAGGCCCUUUCAAUGGGAGCAACUGUGCUGCUUUUCAAACACUGGAGCCGUGGCAGCUUAUGUAUUACUUAGAAAAGGUCAACUUCACCACAUCAUUUGGUGAUCAAGUGUCAUUUGAUGAGAAUGGUGAUGCCUUACCAAUUUAUGAUAUCAUGAACUGGCUGUGGCUCCCUGAUGGAGGAACAAAAGUGCAGACCGUGGGGGUCGUUAAGAAGACGACUGGCAAAGGUGAAGAACUCACUCUUGAUGAAGACAAAAUCUUCUGGAACUUUGACUCCAAAGAGCCACCCCGGUCAGUUUGCAGUGAGAGCUGUCCUCCAGGUACCCGCAUGGCCAGAAAAAAAGGGCAACCAGUGUGCUGUUUUGAUUGUGUCCCUUGUUCUGAAGGAAUGUUCAGCAAUGAAACAGACUCUGUCGAGUGCAUCAGUUGUCCAGAGGACUUCUGGUCCAGCCCCCACCGUGACCACUGUGUUCCUAAGAAGACAGAGUUCCUCUCCUACGAAGAACCUCUGGGUAUCUGCUUGACAACUGCUUCAUUGCUGGGAACAUUUAUCUGUGCUAUUGUUCUAGGGAUUUUUACUUAUCAUCGCAGCACACCUAUGGUACGCGCCAACAAUUCUGAGCUGAGCUUCCUGCUCUUGGUGUCCCUGAAGUUGUGUUUUCUCUGUUCACUGCUGUUCAUUGGACGCCCCAGAUUGUGGACAUGCCAAAUCAGACAUGCAGCAUUUGGGAUAAGCUUUGUGCUUUGUGUCUCAUGCAUCUUGGUAAAAACAAUGGUGGUUCUGGCUGUGUUCAAGGCCUCUAAACCAGGAGGUGGAGCCAGUUUAAAGUGGUUUGGUGCUGUACAGCAGAGAGGAACAGUUCUGGUUCUUACUUCAAUCCAAGCAGCAAUCUGUACCACCUGGCUUGUAUCUUCCUCACCAGUGCCUCAUAAAAACACCCACUACUACAAUGAUAAGAUAAUUUAUGAAUGUGUUGUUGGGUCCACAAUUGGCUUUGCAGUUCUACUUGGCUACAUUGGCUUGCUGGCUAUCCUUAGCUUCCUAUUAGCAUUUCUAGCAAGGAAUCUUCCAGACAACUUCAAUGAGGCAAAACUCAUCACAUUCAGCAUGCUCAUCUUCUGUGCUGUGUGGGUGGCCUUUGUCCCAGCUUAUGUAAACUCACCAGGCAAAUAUGCAGAUGCGGUUGAGGUAUUUGCCAUCCUGGCCUCUAGUUUUGGCCUCUUGGUGGCGCUGUUUGGGCCCAAAUGUUACAUAAUUCUGCUGAGACCAGAGAGGAACACGAAGAAAGCUAUCAUGGGUCGAGGUACCACCAAGUCUUAA
Molecule: messenger RNA, 2634 nt
Organism: Mugil cephalus (flathead mullet)
Lineage: Eukaryota; Metazoa; Chordata; Actinopteri; Mugiliformes; Mugilidae
Product: extracellular calcium-sensing receptor-like
Exons: 9
Coding region: 1-2634 (877 amino acids)
Biological process (GO): G protein-coupled receptor signaling pathway
Cellular component (GO): membrane
Molecular function (GO): G protein-coupled receptor activity
Source: RefSeq, a predicted model, not a curated record